Molecule: messenger RNA, 1962 nt
Organism: Hyla sarda
Lineage: Eukaryota; Metazoa; Chordata; Amphibia; Anura; Hylidae
Product: sialic acid-binding Ig-like lectin 13
Exons: 12
Coding region: 107-1777 (556 amino acids)
Source: RefSeq, a predicted model, not a curated record
CAGAGGGGCCGCAGUGGGCACAUGGUAUAUACUUCGAGUGUUUUAUAGUUUACAAGAAUACACGAUCCAUUCGUGAUCUCUACCCAGAAUUCAUCUCAGUGUCAGGAUGCGGCACAUAAAGCCCAGCAGCCUGGGGGUCAGUCUUGUGGUUUUCAUUCCUCUCUUAUGGAAAGGUAGUACAUGUCUUCCAGAUUAUUCUAUACAAGUGUCUCGUAGGGUCAGUGUCCAGGAGGGUCUCUGUGUCACCAUUCCUUGUAACUUCACGGCUGAUGGGAGAAAAACAUUCACUAAUUCCUUUGGAUACUGGAAACAGAUGCCGGUCAGUUCAGAGUAUAUUGUGGCCACUAAUGAUAAAUCCAGUGAGGUGAAGAAAACAAACUUCAAUCUGACGGGAAAUCCGGAUACUGGAGACUGCACCCUGACCAUAACUGGUGCCAGGAAAGAAGAUGAGGGGGAUUAUUACUUUAGAUUUGAUGAAAAUAAAAACAGUAACGUGAAAUAUAAUUAUCAACCACCAACCACUAUUACAGUAUCUGAUCUCACAGAAGAACCGGUCAUCUCAGAUCUUGGGACCCUGACUGCUGGUAUAGAUAAGACAGUGACCUGCGCUCCUCCUGGGAACUGUCAUGUGACCUCCUUCAUUUUCCAAUGGAAGAAGAGUGAUGUGUCCGGCAUCUGGAAGAAUUCAUCUACUAUAACAUUUACCCCAUCUCUGGAUGAUCACCAGAAAAACAUCACAUGUGAGAUGACAAACUCCAGUGGGAAGACAACUCAAAAGACCAUUGUUCUUGAUGUCUGCUGUCCCGCAUCCUUUACAAUCACUUGGGAGAUCAAUGGAAAGAAAAAAAAUAAAUUAGAAUCCUUCACAGUGACUGAAGGCUCCUCAGUAAUAUUGAGAUGUUCAGUACAGAGUAACCUAACACUUAAUGUGACCUGGACGGAUGAGAAGAACAAUGUUCUCCAGCGCGGGACUGAGAAAGACCUAGAACUGAGACUAGAGAACACGACGAUGAACCAGACCGGUACCUACACUUGUUCUGCAUUGACUGAACAUGUGAUAAAUAGCACAAAAGUCAACAUAACUGUACUAUACCCACCUAAAAAUAUGCAAAUCACCAUUCGUUCAUCCAAAGGUGAAGAACCUAUAGCAAGUCCACAAGUGGAUAUUAAGGAAACUGAAACACUGACCCUGGUCUGCGGAACGGAGGGUAACCCCCCUGUUACUGUGGUCUGGGUGAGGGGAGAAGUUGAUGUAGAUACAUCUAUAAUCAGUACUAAUGGAUCGUCAGCAGUGAUUAAUGUGACGGCCUCAAUGGCUGAUGUCUACCGGUGCUUGGCAUGGAACGCGAUUGGGCUCAGAGAACGACGUGUUCAAGUUGACACAAAGCAGGAACCUGUAGCUGAACAGAAGACCAGUGCUACCAUUUCAUACCGGGAUAUAGCGAUCACAUUCACAUGUGGAAUCUUGUUCACCGCUUUAAUCAUUCUGCUGUAUAAAUGUAUUUUAAGGAAAAUUAAUUCCAAAAAGAUGAUUUAUGUGGAUGAGAAAGGAUUGUCCGCCAGUGCAGACCCCCCAACGGAUGUCAUAUACAUGAACUUUGACAAGGCUGAACAACACGCCGAGGAAGAAACAUCUAACAAUAUACAAGAGGAUUCGAGUGGCGUCACAUCGGAUCAAGAAGUCCUGCACUAUUCCACUGUCACUUUUACUGAGAAACCCUCCAAAGUGCCAUCAAGUCAUCCAGAGACAGAAUAUGCCGAAAUAAAAAGAAAAUAGACUGAGCCCUGAUUACAGUGUACCCCCCACCCCCACCACCACCACCCUCAUAUUCUGUGUCAUUUUUGUUGUUUCUACAGCAGUGGUCUCAAACUGGGGCCCUCCAGAUGUUGCCAAACUUUAACUCCCAGCAUGCCUGGACAGCCAACUGUUUUACAGGAUUUAUAUACAGUAUGACUAUUAGA